AAAGCAAGAAAUCGCUUUCUGGUUGUACAAAGUCCUAUGAAGGAUACUGUGACCGACUUUUUGACACUGCUCUACCAGGAAAAUUGUACUUGUGUCGUAAGCUUUCAAACGUCAAAAAUCAAACAAAAAAAACCAAAUGUCGGAUUGUAUUAUCCUGCUGACAAUCACAUUUUGAAACAGGGCAUGUUUCAAGUCAGCUGUUCGGUAAAAGAAAACAAAGACAUUUUUACAAAAAGACUCCUAACGAUCACACAUAAUGAUACUAAAGGGCAGCGUUCCGUGACUCACUUUGAAUUCAAUGCAUGGGAUUAUACCAGUGACGUCCCGAAGUCGAGUAAGGAUUACCUUGAUCUUAUCAAAAGCGUUGAUUCCACUUUAAGAGAAACUUCUAACCGAGGCCCGGUUCUUGUUCACUGUUUAGACGGGUCGGGCAAAAGCGCCUUGUUUUGUGUUGUUUCAAUUCUGUUGGAAAAGAUGGACAUAUACCAGGAAGUCAGCGUUGUUAACACAAUCAGAAAAGUCAGGUCGAGACGGAAAUCAGCAAUCCCUAGCAAGGAACAGUUUGAAUUCUGCCACGAAUGCGUUUUGUCCUACGUGAAGUCAUUUGAAUACAGCCAAUAUGCAAAUUUCACUACUAGUAUAUCAAGUGUACCAGAUGCUUAAACUAAUUGAACAAGCGACAACAGUGAAAAUGACAAUGUGUUCUUAUUAUUACAAAUAUAUGAAAACAAACAACUGUGUUUACUAUUUCUGAAAAUGAGGAAAGGCUGAUCCACUGACACUUUUCCAAAGAAUGGACCACAUUAAUACAAAACGAUUGCCAAUACUUGUACAGAAGUCCUGCCUAAACGUCGGUAGUUACAUAAUGGGAUUUGUAUCGUUUGACAUCACGGUUUCAAAGUGAGCUCUUAAUAUACAUUCCUAUAUAAUUCAAUUGAGUCGAUACACGCUGUAUUUCGAUAAACAUGAAUUUUGCCAAACUGGAUAACAAAGUGAGCUAUCGAUAGCCUACUUUAUCGCACUAUUUACCGAUAUGUUAGCUUGAUACGUUGUCCAGAUUUAAGGACGUUGACAUUGCAAAUUUACCCCUCUAAAAUUCCAUUUGAUUUUUUUUCAUGAUUUGUCUUACUAGCUUAUUGUUUGUUUGUAAAUAAUUAUAUUAAUUGUAGAAAGUAUGGUCUUUCUUGAUAAAAAGUGGUAUUCUAAUGUAGAUGUGAAACCCAGGUUCGAAAUGCAAGUGAAUGGAUCUGUUCCGGCAGGGAACACAGGGUUGUAUUCACUAGCUUUUUAGUCUGAGCUCGAGGGUAAACAUUUGUGAUCUUAAUUUAUAUAUUAUAUCUCAUUGUUAAUCAGCUGCAAACUCUCUUUAAUAGUUUUGUGUCAAAAACGCAGGCUCAAGAUGUUAGUGUUUUUACGGGCUCAUGUGCUUCAUCUCAUCAUUAGCAAUCAAACUACUCCAUGGGGAAUAUAAAUUAAGAACCAUAAUUGUGAACGUUAACAGGUUCGAUAUCAUUUCCAUUAAAACAAUGCAAUUGAAUCAUCUCCUGCCUCCAUUAUAACUUUUUUCUGUAAAUGCGUUUUGUUUUCUUGUUGAUAUGAGUGCAGAAAUAAACAACUCUCCAUUGCGGAAUUUACAUGCCAAUAAAAUCAGGAAAAUGAAAUAGUAACAAACUCAUUUAUUGCUCAUGAAUCUUUGUCUUAAAAAUUAUUAUAAUUUAAAUUCCUUUGCUGUUUGUUCUUUUCAUUAAAAGUUGCAAACGCUGAUAGAUUAGCUAUGUUACCAUUGUUGUUAAAUCCUAAAUUAAUUAUUGAAAUAUUGUUUUAACCUUUAGGAAUGAAAAGCAAAGUACCAUCGUCACAAAACUAUAUGUACAUACUUCGGCCGAAAGUCCCGGAUGUAUAGAGGCUAAAUUAAAAAAUCAGUGCUAUGCUUGAAUUGUACAUGUAUGGUGUCUUCCAGCGUUAAAUUGGUUUUAUAAUGUUUGUUUCCUGAGGAUAUAAACUGAUUAACUAAGGAAAUAGGACGAAUAAUUGUUGGAGAUUUCUGAUGUUAGCGCGAUUCUUGUCUGUAUUGCACUCGUUUUAUGAGGCCAUGAACUACCUUCUCGGGGCCGUAAAACACAACAUUGGUACAUACUACUUCCAUGGAGCUAUUCCUCUUUUGGGCGGGUUUCCCUACAUUAAUUAACAAAGAUAUUGUACCUGUGUUUGUUCAGGCAUUGUUUAUCGUUCGGGGUGUGUUAUUGGCUAGGUAAAAGGUGUCUGUCUGCUUGACUUGUCCCUGUAGUUUCUAUCUUAUUUUCAGCCAUAAGGUUAUGUGCAUGAUUUGUUUGUUUGAGACCCGCUAUUGUGCUCGAUUCCUCGACUUAAUUCGGUUUCGAUGCAGCGUCAGUAUAUUUGAUAUGAAAAUAAAAGAAAAAAUGUUUGGGACCAAACUCCGACCUCGAGGGACCGGCGGUUCUCGAACGACCGCCUGUUCGAACGACAGCAGUUUAACUGUAGUAUAUAUACGUUUACGUUUUUAUAUUAUAAGGCGAUAUAAGCUUCCUUAGGGGAAAUUAAUGGGUCUGUUAUAUAUAGGUCUAUGUAUUAUUCUGUUUUUAGCUAUAUUAUUCAACAUUAUAUAAUUGAAAAAUGACUGUUUGUCUCGUACAUGUAUCAUUAAAGUUGACAAUACAAGAGCGGGGAUUAAUGGCAGGGAGUAAGAUUUCAUAAAUGAAAUUUUUGAUGUUCAUCGUUUUGAUGAUUCAUGUUUGUUCAAAUGCUUUUAUUUGUAUUUACAAAUUAAUUUAUAUUCCUGUUUCACUAAAUUAUUCGCACUUCAAAGGAUAGGAAUACAAAAGGA
Mya arenaria is the source of this 2845-nucleotide messenger RNA. RefSeq names its product receptor-type tyrosine-protein phosphatase kappa-like. NCBI's taxonomy places the organism in Eukaryota, Metazoa, Mollusca, Bivalvia, Myida, Myidae. The record is from RefSeq and is a predicted model, not a curated record. Bases 37 to 663 code for a protein of 208 amino acids. The transcript has 5 exons. Gene Ontology annotation, biological process: protein dephosphorylation. Gene Ontology annotation, molecular function: protein tyrosine phosphatase activity.